This is a messenger RNA of Brassica rapa (field mustard), 2808 nucleotides long. RefSeq lists its product as uncharacterized. Gene Ontology annotation, molecular function: protein binding. Lineage: Eukaryota; Viridiplantae; Streptophyta; Magnoliopsida; Brassicales; Brassicaceae. The record is from RefSeq and is a predicted model, not a curated record.
CGCAGAGGAAAUAGACGCCGCUUCAAUAUGCGUCACAGCUUUAAUUGAGUUCGGUUUAAUUUAGAAACGCUUGGUUAAGACAAGAGAACCACCGUAAGUAAACGGUCCAGUAAUUUUAACAAUUUUGAAAAGAAAAGAAAAGAAAAAACACUAUUCAAUAUCUCUCUCGAGAGAGAAAGGGUUUCCUUCUACAGAGAUAUAUCUUCUUGGCCUUCCCCUACCUCCUCUCUUCUUCGUAUUCUCGCGACUGACAAGAUGAGCAGCAGCAGCAAGGUCAGCCUCGGCGGCGGCGGAGGGAGAAAUGAUAUUCCGUCUGGGUGUAGAAAAAUAGUGCAGAGCUUGAAGGAGAUUGUAAACUCCCCUGAGGCUGAGAUCUACGCUAUGCUCAAAGAGUGUAAUAUGGAUCCUAACGAAGCCGUUCAUCGCCUCCUCUCUCAAGAUCCUUUUCACGAGGUGAAGAGCAAAAAAGAAAAGAAGAAAGAGACAAGGGAUAUACCGGAUUCCCGGCUGCGUGGUACUUAUAACACAUACAACCGUGGUGGUAGAGGUGCUUCUGAUCGUUAUACUGGAUCUAGCCAUUUCAGCUCUACUGGUUCUGGAAACUUCCAGGGGAAAUCUACAGACAAGAAAAAGAGUGGAACCCAGGGUCACGCAGGUUCUUGGUCUUCUGCCUCUGGAGUGGCAAACCACCAUCAGACACCACACAGUGAUUCUGUUGUCACAGAAAACAAAUUACCAUCUGCUCCCUCUGGCGAUGGAAUAUCAUCAUCACAGUCUGCUUCUGGACAUCAAACUGCCUGGUUCGGAGCUCCAGGCAAGAUGUCUAUGGCUGACAUUGUGAAGAUGGGCAGACCACAGAACAAGACAAAAAACUUACAACAAAAUGUCAAUACACACUCUGAGAUUAAUCACGAGAAUGAAGCUAAUGCAAAUCACCAGGUCCCUGUCAAAGACGAAUGGCCAUCGAUUGAAAAGCCACAGGCUCCUAAUACAUCUUCUGUAUCGGUAGCACCAGUAGAGUCAGAGAUCUGCAGUAGUCCAGCUGAUCUCCAAUCCGAUAGAGUAGAUCAGCAUCUGAGUGACCGGUUAGGAGAUAUACAUUUAGCUGAAAAUGGCCCUUCUGAGAAUCUUGGAGUCGAUCAUGUGCAGCAUGACUCGGUUAAUGGUAGAAAUGUCCAAGAAGAUGACUCUGGAGUUUCGUCUGAAUUUAAAGAUAAUCAGUACACAUAUCAGACGCAGAGCCAUCCUGUAGAGCACCACAAAGAUGAAGAUGAGGUUUCAUCUGGUUCGGCGGAGUUGCAACAACUAACCGUAGAUGAUCAAGAAGCCUCGCAUGAAGAGGAUAGACCUGCUGUUCUUAUUCCAAAUCAUUUACUGAUCCAUACAAAAGAAUGCUCCCAAUUAAGUUUUGGAAGUUUUGGAUCAAUGACUUUGAGCAACAACGCAGAAGAGACUCCUGAUGUAGCUCAACAGGUCGAACAUUCAGAUGCUAGAAAUACUGAGUUCUAUGGAGAUGAACAUCUUGGAAGUACAGCUAAUGGAAAUAUGGGCCACGCACCUGCCGCUGGAAACUAUGAUGAUUCUUUGGAAUCUAGGCCAGAGGUUCUGAAACAAGAAAACUCCGAGACUGCUCAGGAGAACCAGUACGCAUUUGCUCAGUCUGAGCCAGGGUAUGCGAAGCAGCAGCUGAAUACUGCAUAUGAUGCCUCACAGAUAAAUGCACAGAAUCAAAUGCAGAAUCUUGCUUCGUUAUCGAAUGUGAUGCAGGGGUAUCCACACUCAGUUCCCAACAGUUUAUUGGCACAAAAUGCGAGGGAGCUUGAAAUCCAAUAUGCUAUGCAGUCAAGAAACAACAACAAUGCUUCAUCACUUGGUGGCCAAAGCAUUCCCAUGCCAGAGGCGCUCCGAGGCAGUGGAGUUCCAGCAACGCAGCAAACCCAGCAAACCUUACCCGGUGCUAACAUGGCAACUGGAACAGCUCUUCCGCAACAGCUUCCAAUGCAUCCUUACUCUCAACCCACAAUCCCGCUAGCACACUUUGCAAACAUGCUUGGUUAUCCUCCAAUGCCUCAGAACUAUCCAUACAUGCCAUCAGCUUUCCCUCAAACGUUUGCUGGUAACAGCUUAUACCAGCAGCAACUAGCUGCUUUGCUUCCCCAGUACAAGACUAAUCUCUCUCCCAGUAAUUUGCCUCACUCUGCAACAGCUCUUAAUGUUGGAUCCGCUGGAAACUUCCCUCUUAACCAACAGUCUGCUCCUCCCGGUACAACUAUGGGUUAUGAAGAUGCUCAAUACAAAGAGAGUAAUCAUCUCUUGGCACCUCAGCAGCAGAACGAAAACUCGGCAAUGUGGCAUCACGGUCAUGGUUCUCGAACCAUGUCUGGUGUUCCGGCUAACACUUACUACAACCUCCAAGCACAACAACAACAACAACUACGUCAAGCUCAGCAACAACAGCAUUAUGGAUCUCACGGCUACCCUAAUUACUAUCAGUCCCAAACAGAAGUGUCGCACGAGCGCCAGCAGCAAAACCCUAGAGACGGUGCAGGGGCUCAGGCUGGUCAGCCCUCGAACCAAACCCAGCAGCUCUGGCAAAACUCUUACUAAAUAAAGAAAGUGAGUUUGUUUUAAUCAGCUUCUUUCGGUUAUAGAGAGGUUUGUGUGUCGACUGUCGAGGCAUGGAUAUGUUCUGAAUGUAUUUACUUUACUACCAUCAUCAUCCUUUUGCCUCCUCUAUUAACUUAGGGAACACGCAAUUCCUAUUUCAUCAAUGCAACUUAUAGAAAUGGAAAUUUUUCUUAAUCUGCC